UGAUCUUGCUUCACCUUAUGAAGCCAAAAAAAUUGACGCCUUUAUUUUUGAGCUUGAAGCCUUUCCCCUGAUACAUAGAAAUGAGAAAGUUUCAGCCUAAAUUUCACCUUCGCAUUCUUAAUUUGGUUAGUGCAUCAUCUACAUCUCCUACAACUACCUAGAUUGUUUACUAGCAAAUUCAGCCUUCACAAAAAAUGAGUGCCGCUCCGCCGUCCCUGCUCCCUGGGAUCCAGGGUCUUAUUUCUCGACUCGAAGAGAUUCAAGUCGAGUGUGGUGAAAGACCUGAUGAGUUGACGAAGAAAAAGGCGCCAAGGGAUGACUUCGAAGUAAUGAAGACAUCAAUAUACGGAAUGCUGCAUAUUUUGUUAUGAUCACAAAACAAAAUGGAAGUCAUUGGACUACGUGUAUAUUUUGUAGAUAAGAUCAAGAAAGUCGUUCUUGGACUCGUAUUCCGAUGGAUAUUGUUUUUCUGAACCACGAUGAGAAAAGUCGUAGUUGGAGUUCUAUUUUUGUUCUUCUCCUGAACGAUGCAAUGCGAGGACCCUGGAUUUGCCAAACUAUCUAACUUAAGCAGAAAAACAAAUUAGCUUCAAACAAUUUGAAUACAUCAAAGACGUUUUUUCUAAUCCCUCGUGUGAACAUCCGCGAGCGCCUCAAGAUAACGCAGAAACACGGGAAUAACUAUCAAGCGAUUGAAAAAGCGGUGCGAAUAAGAGAAAUGAUUGCGGAGAUUGAAAAACUCUUGCCCAAGCUCCAACAGAUUCAGAUGCGACAGGCUAGGCAGAAACGUCUUAACCCAGAAGAAAUCGAUCUCCGCGUACAAGAUAUUCGAAACAUCUGUUAUGGUAACGAGGAAAGUGCAUGUGCUGCAAGUUGUAGUGAACGGCAAUCACAACGAAGAAAGCGCUUGUGGCAAACUUAAACCUGUAGUCACCCUUCGAUGCGAGUAUAGGUAAAUAAAUCUAAGUGCUCGUAAGUUAUAUUUGUUCUGAAAAAAUGGUCGAACAACAUAGAAUUUAAUGAACGUCGGCAAUUUGUAAUUAUUGAAGUCGAAGUAUUUGAGCUGUAAGAACCUCCUAGCUCUAAGAAUUCCGGCAACUGGAGGAAGCAAAAAUUGCGAUUAGUUCAAAUACGGACGUUGGUGCUGCCGCAAGUUCCUCUUCGGCAGCUCAAAAGUACGGCGCUGAGACGUAUGGAAAAUCGCUAAAGUAGAUUCCGCUACAUGUAGAAAAAUGUUCAUGUUGUCGUUGUGUCUGUCAGCACGGUAGGACUAGGAAAGACUCCUAUAUUAUAAAAAAUGGACAGUUCUGACGUUUUCCGCUUCCCUAUUCUUCAUCAAAAGUUAUUCUUGUCCACCUCCGCUUUCAUUCUCUGUUCCUAGACGAUGACGAGGAAGCGGACAUUUUCGCAGGCGGAAGCGGGCAAGACGGAGGACGCGGAACGAGGCAGCUAAUCCACGGCUUUGAACGGGAUAAAACUGUUAAGGGUAGUUUUUUGGCGCUUCUGUUACCGUUCGGUUUGACUCUCCUACGGGGAGAGAGCAUAAGUACCGGGGAAGAGAAACACCAAGACCCUACUUCUAAAGCUGGUAGGGAUUUGAACGAAAACGAACAAGAGGCAAUUCAAAGAUGGAAAGAUCGAGACGCAAAUUUCGAUGCCAUGCUCGACCAAAUAGGCGUAGUUUGCGACCGAUUGAACCCUCUUGUCGCGCAGAUAGGCGUACUCCUAAGUCUUCUAGCAACUCCUAGUUGUACUCGUACUCGUAGAUUUCUCAUCGAGAUGUAGAAGGAUCAGAUUCGUAAUUGAGACAUUUCAACACGCAGCACCCGAUGAUAUUCUAACCUACCCCUACUGCUUACAGGAAACCGCGCAGCGACAAGGCGUCAUGGCCAACGACAUUGUCAAGAAGGUUGACAAAGCGGAUGCGGACGUUGGCACAAUGAGCGGGAAAAUAAAGCACAUACUACAGCAAGAGCGAAAUUCCGAUUUCAUAUGCAAAAUGGUUCUCUUCCUCGUUCUACUCACAGUACUUGGUAUCUGCGCAAAGAUGCUCAAUUCGAACUUUUAGAUUUAACCUUGGGAAAGUGUAAAUCUAUCGAAAGAGCUAUCGUAAGAACGCUCAACAAGAACGUGCGCCAAAACUCAAAGGUAGUUCUUUACAGUAUCUUCGCCGUCGCCUACAUCGC
Molecule: messenger RNA, 2186 nt
Organism: Amoebophrya sp. A25
Lineage: Eukaryota; Dinophyceae; Syndiniales; Amoebophryaceae
Source: the annotation of a GenBank genome assembly